GGAAGUGACGUAGGGAUGACGGAGGGGCGCGAGGUUUCAAGAUGGCGGUGGUUGGGUGGUUGACCGAAAGGCCGAGGUGAAGGCCCCUACGAAGUCAAACGGGCCGAGAAUCGUCCCCUCCCCGCUUCUCACAGCCCCAGGAGCCCAGCAGAAGCGUUUUAGGUUUUAUUUUUUAAAUAAGCAAGUAAAUCAAACAGCUUGUCAACAUGGGGCGGAGAUCCACGUCAUCCACCAAAAGUGGAAAAUUUAUGAACCCUACAGACCAAGCCAGAAAAGAAGCUCGGAAAAGAGAAUUAAAGAAGAACAAAAAACAGCGCAUGAUGGUACGAGCUGCAGUUUUAAAGAUGAAGGAUCCCAAACAAAUUAUCCGGGACAUGGAAAAAUUGGAUGAAAUGGAGUUUAACCCAGUGCAGCAGCCACAGUUAAAUGAGAAAGUGCUGAAAGACAAGCGUAAAAAGCUACGUGAAACAUUUGAACGUAUUCUGCGACUCUAUGAGAAAGAGAAUCCAGAUAUUUACAAAGAAUUGAGAAAGCUAGAAGUAGAAUAUGAACAGAAGAGGGCUCAACUUAGUCAAUAUUUUGAUGCUGUCAAGAAUGCCCAGCAUGUGGAAGUGGAGAGUAUUCCUCUGCCAGAUAUGCCGCAUGCUCCUUCCAACAUCUUGAUCCAGGACAUUCCACUUCCUGGGGCCCAGCCACCCUCCAUCCUUAAGAAGACCUCAGCCUAUGGACCUCCAACUCGGGCAGUUUCUAUACUUCCUCUUCUUGGACAUGGCGUUCCACGUUUGCCCCCUGGCAGGAAACCUCCAGGUCCUCCUCCGGGCCCACCUCCUCCUCAAGUCUUACAAAUGUAUGGCCGCAAAGUGGGCUUUGCCCUAGAUCUUCCCACUCGUAGGCGAGAUGAAGACAUGUUAUAUAGUCCUGAACUUGCUCAGCGGGGUCAUGACGAUGAUGUUUCUAGCACCAGUGAAGAUGAUGGCUAUCCUGAAGACAUGGACCAGGAUAAGCAUGACGACAGUACUGAUGACAGCGACAGUGACAGAUCAGAUGGAGAAAGUGAAGGGGAUGAAUUUGUACACCGUGAUGACACUGAGAGAGAAAACAAUGAAGAAAAAAAAUCAGGUCUAAGUGUACGGUUUGCAGAUAUGCCUGGAAAAUCUAGAAAGAAGAAGAAGAAAAACAUGAAGGAGCUGACUCCUCUCCAAGCCAUGAUGCUUCGAAUGGCAGGGCAGGAAAUCCCCGAGGAGGGCCGAGAAGUCGAGGAGUUUUCAGAGGACGACGAUGAAGAGUCAGAUGAUUCCGAAGCAGAGAAGCAGUCACAGAAGCAGCACAAAGAGGAGUCUCUCUCUGAUGGCACAUCUGCAGCUUCCCAGCAGCAAGCCCCUCCACAGUCUGUUCCUCCAUCUCAGAUACAAGCACCCCCCAUGCCAGGACCACCUCCGCUUGGACCGCCACCUGCUCCACCUUUACGGCCACCUGGACCACCUACAGGCCUUCCUCCUGGACCACCUCCAGGAGCUCCUCCGUUCCUGAGACCACCUGGAAUGCCAGGGCUCCGAGGGCCUCUACCCCGACUUUUACCUCCAGGCCCACCACCAGGUCGGCCCCCUGGCCCUCCUCCAGGCCCACCUCCGGGUCUGCCUCCUGGCCCUCCUCCUCGGGGACCCCCACCACGGCUACCUCCCCCAGCACCUCCAGGUAUCCCUCCACCCCGUCCUGGCAUGAUGCGCCCACCUCUGGUGCCUCCUCUUGGACCUGCCCCACCUGGGCUCUUCCCACCAGCUCCCUUACCCAACCCGGGGGUUUUAAGUGCUCCCCCCAACUUGAUCCAACGACCCAAGGCGGAUGACACAAGCGCAGCCACCAUCGAGAAGAAAGCUACGGCAACCAUCAGUGCCAAGCCACAGAUCACUAAUCCCAAGGCAGAGAUCACACGAUUCGUGCCCACCGCACUGCGGGUGCGUCGGGAGAAUAAAGGGGCUGCUGCUGCUCCCCAGAGAAAGUCAGAGGAUGAUUCUGCUGUGCCUCUUGCCAAAACAGCGCCCAAAUCUGGCCCAUCUGUUCCCGUGUCGGUGCAGACUAAGGACGAUGUCUAUGAGGCUUUCAUGAAAGAGAUGGAAGGGCUGCUGUGACAGCUUUGGAUGCUAGAUCAGGCUUCUGUUCACAUCAGUGGUUCAUGGAGAAAGAGGCUCUUACUCAGCUUAGGUGAAAGAGUUGCUUUCACUGUCAGGGUAUUUUUAAUUUCAGUUCAAGGAAUAUCCUAAAGUUUAGCCUUGUUCAGAAUUUACUGCAUAUAAAAGAGAGGGUAUUUCAUGCAAAAUAAAUUGGUUAUUGAAGCAGUGCUGCUAAUAACAUCCAUCCCCCUUCAUACCACCAUUUUCAUCCGGUUUCUUCCCCUACUCCAAUUCCUUGGAAACUUGUGAUCAAGGGGAACUUUGUUUUGGCUCUCUUGUGUGCUGUGGGCACUGGAGUAGAGAUUUCUGGAAAAACCAGUUUAUUUCACCCCCAUCUUGCCUUUCAUGUUUGAGUUAUUUUUAAUAUUUUCUUGUAAAUAUUUUGUAAUAUUGUAGUGAAAUGGAUCACAAUGUCAUUUCCUAAUACAAAGCGAUAUAUGUGGGAAGAAAAUGUACAAUUCUUUGAUUGAUUAAAAUUCCCACUGAUCUAAACUUUGAGUGUUCCAUGGAAUAAAUAAAUAAAUGUUCUACACCAAGCUA
This is a messenger RNA of Dama dama (fallow deer), 2711 nucleotides long. It is a transcript of the gene WBP11, whose product is annotated as WW domain binding protein 11. The transcript has 12 exons. Gene Ontology annotation, cellular component: spliceosomal complex. NCBI's taxonomy places the organism in Eukaryota, Metazoa, Chordata, Mammalia, Artiodactyla, Cervidae. The coding region runs from base 207 to 2129 and encodes 640 amino acids. Gene Ontology annotation, biological process: mRNA cis splicing, via spliceosome. The record is from RefSeq and is a predicted model, not a curated record.